CUAAAUAAAAUUGAAUGGAAUUUUCCAGUCACUACAUGAAUAUAACUCAGUCAACCACCAGAGCAGACACGAGUGGAUAUCAGCGACGCGAAAUAAACUUAACUGCGAGAGAAAUAACAUUUCGGACUCUUAGUCAUUGACUGAAGAACACUUAGAUCUACACUUCACUUCAUCUUCCAUCUCCUAUCGCUGCGUUUACUUAUUUUUUUAUUAACAUGUCUCAGCAGCAGAUCAGCCUCCCCGCCAAGCUCAUUAAUGGGGGUAUUGCUGGCAUUGUUGGGGUUACGUGUGUCUUUCCCAUUGAUUUGGCAAAGACCAGGCUGCAGAACCAGAGGCAGGGCCAGCAGGUCUACAAAAGCAUGAUGGACUGCCUCGUCAAGACAGUUCGAUCAGAGGGAUACUUUGGAAUGUACAGAGGUGCCGCUGUAAAUCUGACACUGGUUACCCCUGAGAAGGCAAUCAAGCUGGCUGCUAAUGACUUCUUCCGUCAUCACCUCGCCAAGGACGGGAAGGGGUUGACAGUGUUCAAAGAGAUGAUGGCAGGUUGUGGUGCAGGCAUGUGCCAAGUUGUUGUCACUACUCCUAUGGAAAUGCUCAAGAUUCAACUGCAGGAUGCAGGCAGGCUAGCCCAGCAGAGAAAGCCAGGUAUGAUGUCUCCCACAAAGCUUGCAGCCACCAAUGCCUUGCUCAGUCGCUCCUACAACUCAGGCCCAGUGACCUCAGCACCACAAGCUGUGUCGGCCACUCAGAUUGCCAAGGAGCUCCUCCACACCCAGGGCAUCCAGGGGCUCUAUAAAGGCCUGGGAGCCACGCUGAUGAGGGAUGUUCCCUUUUCGAUUGUCUACUUUCCCUUGUUUGCCAACCUGAAUCGACUGGGCAAACCCAGUCCUGAGGAGUCUGCCCCUUUCUAUUGGGCAUUCCUCUCUGGCUGUGCAGCUGGAUCCACUGCUGCAGUGGCUGUUAAUCCUUGUGAUGUGGUCAAGACUAGACUGCAGUCACUAAACAAAGGGUCUGCUGAGGAGGCUUAUGAUGGUGUUUUGGAUUGUGUGAGUAAGAUCAUGCGAAAGGAGGGACCCUCUGCCUUCCUGAAGGGUGCAGGUUGCCGGGCUCUGGUCAUUGCCCCUCUGUUUGGUAUCGCACAGGUCAUGUACUUUGUUGGUGUUGGAGAAUAUAUCUUGGACAGCUCACCUCUCCGCCUCCUGUCAGCUUGAGAACUAAGUCACCAUAACAAGCCUCCUCUAACUGGCUGGGUGGCUAUGUAUAAACAAGCCUUUCAUCGUUGAUGAUGUAUAUCAGAAAGCACCUGGCAGCUACAUACCAUCGAUAUACAGUUAAAAGAAAUUACAUAAGACUGAUCUGACUUGUCAGAAAAGCUUUGGUGUUAUUUUUGUGAAAAAAGAACCUCUGUGGUUUUGUUAAGUUUCUGUGUGGUCUACCAGCCGUGUUGCACUUACACAUUUUUUGGCUUAUUCAGUAGGCUGUGACCAUUGUUUGCACUUGAAACUGUCAGACUUGCUGGGUUGAGGACUAAUGGAAAGAUGCAGUGCAUAUAGUCCUGCUCUUCCCUGUGAGGGAGAAGAGCUGGAAUAACUUCAUCAAUGUGACAGUUUUUCCCCAAUUCAUCACUUUUCAUAAUUAUUUUUGAAUAUGUAAGAUAGCUUUUUGAAUUGUUGGAUGCAGUUUAUUGCAGUUUUUUUUCCACUGCUGAUUUAUAAAACCUUCAGUUAGUAACAAGGGCUUUGAUUGGAUGUAAAAAAAAAACAGUGGGGUCCAAUUUACUCAUGUGUAAGACUGUUAAUCUUUUAUUUUUAUAUAUCCUAAAGAAAUGUGAGUGUUAUGUUUGAUCACAGAACUUCCUACUGCUAUGGGACCAUAUGGUUUGCCAAACCAAGAAGACAGUAUCCUGACAAAUACUUGAUAUUAUCAGCGUAGUAGUUUAUUAACCUGUUAACUUCAGUUACUCUUUGUAUCAUAAAUAUCUGCUAGGGCUGGACGAUUAGUCAAAAUUUAUUCUCAGUUACAAUUUUGGCUUCCGACAAUUACGAAAACAAGAUAAUCAAGCUAAAAUGAUAAUUGUGCGGCACCCCCUUUGGCAGUGAUGCUCUCAUUUUAUCUUGUAAAUCAGCACACUUGUUUGAUUUGCAGUUGUGCAAUUUCUCCUCUUUAGAAAAGCCAGGCUGAGGCAUGAUUAUACUUCAAGGAAACUGAACACUGUUAAAGUUUUUUCAGUUUCAGUAAGUGCAGCAUUUCCAGGGUCAAUGAGCAAUCACGUUAAAUAAACGUGAUCUCAGUACUGACCAAAAUAAUCUUUAGUAUGAUUUUUGCCUUAAUCGAGCAGCCCUAAUAUUUGCAAAUACUUGAUAUGCAUUUAUGCACAUUAUGUUUGUGUGUUUGUCCACAUUGACUGAAGAUAGAAUGGACUGACCUAGCCUCUUCUUAUUAAAACAUUCAACCAUAUUUGGUUUAAGCCUUAAACGAGCAGAUUUUUCUCAUUCUGAGAACAAAAGCUCUUGGCCGCAAUGGCAUUAUGCUACUGUGUGCAUUAUGAAAUGACUGUUACUAUACUUUAUAUGUUUGUGAUGUAUUUUUUAUGUAAAUUUAUUAAAGUUUACAAUGCUCUCAUUGUA
This is a messenger RNA of Myripristis murdjan (pinecone soldierfish), 2627 nucleotides long. RefSeq names its product solute carrier family 25 member 55a (gene slc25a55a). The coding region runs from base 216 to 1211 and encodes 331 amino acids. The record is from RefSeq and is a predicted model, not a curated record. NCBI's taxonomy places the organism in Eukaryota, Metazoa, Chordata, Actinopteri, Holocentriformes, Holocentridae. The transcript is spliced from 10 exons. Gene Ontology annotation, molecular function: L-aspartate transmembrane transporter activity; L-glutamate transmembrane transporter activity. Gene Ontology annotation, biological process: L-glutamate transmembrane transport; malate-aspartate shuttle; aspartate transmembrane transport.